Molecule: messenger RNA, 309 nt
Organism: Phytophthora infestans T30-4
Lineage: Eukaryota; Oomycota; Peronosporomycetes; Peronosporales; Peronosporaceae
Exons: 2
Coding region: 1-309 (102 amino acids)
Molecular function (GO): protein binding
Source: RefSeq, a predicted model, not a curated record
AUGGAUUGGGCGGCUCGAAAUGGCCAUUUCGAUGUCGUGAAAUGGCUUGGAGACAAUCGUUCGGAGGGUUGCACUUCAGCAGCUAUGGACAAAGCUGCACGGUAUGGGCAUUUGAAAGUUGUCAAAUGGCUACACGCCCACCGCACCGAGGGGUGCACCAUCAACGCGAUGAACAAGGCUGCUGAAGCUGGACAUUUGGAUGUUGUGAAAUGGCUUCAUACUCAUCGCUCUGAAGGCUGCUCGAGAUCUGCGAUGACACGUGCGAUUGCCAACAAACAUUUUGAUGUAAUUAUCUGCAACAGUGGCUAG